AUGUGGGCAGCCCAUCAGCUGACCCGCUUAAGAGAUUCCCAGUGCUUCCUGCAUCUCGUGGCUCCCCCUCGUCGUUGCUAUUCUAAGGGGACACAAUGGAAUUUUGAUGAAUACUGCGCCUCUCCGCCUCCCGUGACUUUCUCGCCUUCACCAACCCAUUCCGAACCUUAUGCUUCAGCUUCUCACCCCUUUUCUUGUCGAUUUCCCCCUCCAGGUUUGCCAGCUCACCCACCUGAAGUAUCUAAUGCUCAUAAGUAUGAUGCGAGCUUUGAUGAAUACUAUCCGUCCCCUACCUUUUCUCCUUUCCCUCACCCUCCCCGCCCAUUUAUAUACCUGGGAGUCAUCUUUCGGGGGCUCUUUUACGAUCUGAGAGUGCUCCAGUUUAACAUACAUGCAACAAAGUUUCUUAAUUCCCCUACGUUGUUCAAGAACCAAAAUCUCCCUCCUUCACCUCCUCUCAACGGUACUAGAUAUGGCCCUUCAAUGGCUGAUAAAAGUAUGUGUCCCAGCCGUGAUGGUGCAACGGUUGACAAGAUGUCUUUUGUCGGAAGGGAUGACAAAGGAAGACCUCCUGGGUUAAGAAUAUCAUCUGAAAGUUCAGCAAAUAUCUCCUAUUCCAGAAGCUCCGGCAGGUCUUUCCAUGAUGAUUUUGGUGAGCCUGAGUACACUUGUGCAUUCGAUGUGGCCGAAGAUGUUGUGACUGAUCCAGGUAGCAGAGCGGAUUUAUUCGAUAAAAGAAGACAUGCACAUGAGCCACUCCAGUCUGGUUCAUUUUUGCCAAUCAGAAAAUCUCAGGGUGCUGCUGUUGGAGCUCUCGUGGAUAUGUUGAAGAAAGCUCCUCCUCUUCACCAAGACGUCUCAAAUUUGGCAACAGCUUCACAAGCCUCUGGAUCUGAGACUUGGAGCAACAGCUUACAUGAGUAUUGCCAGACCCCUAAAUCCAUAUCGGCUCAGGAUGGCACUUCAAGUGUUGCAUCCUCUGCUUUUCUCACAUCCAAGACGACAGCUGAUGCUUUGGAAGAACUUAACGGUUAUAAGGAGAUGAAGAAUUUAUUGCUUUUCUCAAGGACGUACCAGUAG
Messenger RNA from Eucalyptus grandis, 1080 nucleotides. Its product is annotated as autophagy-related protein 13b-like. Bases 1 to 1080 code for a protein of 359 amino acids. The record is from RefSeq and is a predicted model, not a curated record. The transcript has 3 exons. Gene Ontology annotation, cellular component: phagophore assembly site; extrinsic component of membrane; Atg1/ULK1 kinase complex. Lineage: Eukaryota; Viridiplantae; Streptophyta; Magnoliopsida; Myrtales; Myrtaceae. Gene Ontology annotation, biological process: autophagosome assembly; mitophagy; protein localization to phagophore assembly site.